CUCCCGUCGAGGUGACGCUGCCGCCGCCGCCGCCGCCGCCCAUUAAGGGGCUGCCAGAACAGCGGGCGCGGAGCGGCCGGAGACGCAGCCAAGGCGGGCGGGCGAGCGGCGGGACAGCGUCUGCGCCGCGCCGGGCUCUCGACCUUGGCUUCCCCUGGGCUCCCCGUCAGGAUCGUCGUGGGAAGCUCUCGAGGUGCUGCGCAGGUGACUUCAGUUGACAGGCUUUUUCCACUCCUCCUCCUGUCUACCUGGACUCUUACCCCAUGCUACCUCGGACUGACUGGGGCCUUGCUGGACAGAGCAAGAGCCCGCUCUGAGGCUUCCUCCUGGACUCCCCCACCCACUUCCUGGCUUUCAUGGAUCUGAGACCACCCUUGCUGCUCUUGCUGUGGACUUUGGUGCUGGCUCUGGAUCUCUUAGUCAGGGACGUGCUGGGCCAACACGUCUACACGAAUACUUGGGCAGUGCAGGUGACUGCUGGGCCGCAGGAAGUAGAGAGGCUGGCCCGGAAGCAUGGGUUUGUUAACUUCGGGCAGAUCUUUGAUGACUAUUACCUCCUCUGCCACCGAGCUGUGGCGAAGCGGUCUCUCUCCCCACACCAAUCCUGGCACAGCUCCUUGAGCAGGGAGCCCCAGGUGCACUGGCUGGAGCAGCAGGUGGCAAAGAGCCGGAAGAAACGAGAUGCCUUCCUGGAACCGACAGACCCCAAGUUCCCUCAGCAGUGGUACCUGUCUAACGGGAACCGGCGAGACCUGAAUGUGUGGGAGGCCUGGCAACAGGGCUACACAGGCCGAGGCAUCGUGGUCUCCAUCUUGGACGAUGGCAUUGAGAAGAACCACCCGGAUCUGGAAGCCAACUAUGAUCCGGCUGCCAGCUUUGAUGUGAACGACCAGGAUUCGGAUCCCCAGCCACGCUACACGCAAAUGAAUGACAACAGACAUGGCACACGGUGUGCUGGCGAAGUGGCUGCUGUGGCAAACAAUGGCAUCUGUGGCGUGGGAGUGGCUUACAAUGCCAAGAUUGGAGGUGUUCGCAUGCUGGACGGGGAGGUGACGGAUGCUGUGGAAGCCCAGUCCUUGGGCCUGAACCCCCACCAUAUUCACAUCUACAGUGCCAGCUGGGGCCCUGAGGAUGACGGCAAGACGGUGGACGGCCCUGCCCGCUUGGCUGAAGAGGCCUUCUACCGUGGGGUCAGCCAGGGCCGCAACGGACUGGGCUCCAUCUUCGUGUGGGCCUCGGGAAAUGGCGGCCGGGAACACGACAGCUGCAACUGUGACGGCUAUACCAACAGCAUCUACACCCUGUCCAUCAGCAGCACCACCCAGUCAGGAAACGUGCCCUGGUACAGCGAGGCCUGCUCCUCCACCCUCGCCACCACUUACAGCAGCGGCAGCCAGAACGAGAAGCAGAUAGUGACCACGGACCUGAGGCAGAAGUGCACAGAAUCACACACGGGCACCUCGGCCUCGGCCCCCCUGGCUGCUGGGAUCAUCGCUCUGGCCCUGGAAGCCAACAAGAACCUCACCUGGCGGGACAUGCAACAUCUUGUCGUGAGGACUUCGAAGCCUGCCCACCUCAACACCAAUGACUGGGCUGUCAAUGGAGUAGGCCGUAAAGUGAGCCACUCCUACGGCUACGGCCUCUUGGAUGCUGGGGCCAUGGUGGCUCUUGCCAAGAACUGGACUUCGGUGGGGCCCCAGCGGAAGUGCGUGGUUGACAUCCUCCUGGAGCCCAGAGACAUAGGAAAGCGGUUGGAUGUUCGCCAGCGUGUCGAUGCCUGCCAUGGGAAGGCAAAUUUCAUCAGCGAGCUGGAGCACGUGCAAGCUCGCCUCACUCUCUCCUACAACCGCCGAGGAGACCUGGCCAUCCACCUCGUCAGCCCCAUGGGCACCCGCUCCACGUUGCUGGCUGCCAGGCCCCAUGACUAUUCAGCCGACGGCUUCAACGACUGGGCCUUCAUGACGACACAUUCCUGGGAUGAAGACCCCGCUGGGGACUGGGUGCUAGAGAUAGAAAACACCAGCGAAGCAAAUAAUUAUGGUACCCUCACCAAGUUCACGCUGGUGCUGUACGGGACAGCCACUGAGCCCCCCAGCAUCUCCAACCAGUUCGAGAGCAGCGGCUGCAAAACACUUGCUACUAGCCAGGCUUGUGUGGUUUGUGAAGAGGGAUUCUACCUCCACCAAAAGAGCUGUCUGAAGAUGUGCCCACCUGCCUUCACCCCCGGCACCAUGCCCACUCCUCUGGAGAACAGCCUCGGUCCCCCUCUGAGCCCCCGUCUCUGUGUGCCCUGCCACCCGUCCUGUGCCACCUGCCUGGGGCCAGCACCCACCCAGUGCUUGUCUUGCCCUGUCCACGCCCACUACAACGCCCAGGAGCAGACCUGUUCCCACCAGGCACAGAGCAGCCGGGCCUCGCCUGCCCGGGUGGAAAGUGUGCCACUCUCAAAGUCUCCUUCCCAUUUGCCCAUUGUCGUGGCCAGCCUGAGCUGUGCCUUCAUCGUCCUGGUCUUCAUCACUGUCUUCCUCGUGCUGCAGCUGCGAUCGGGGCUGCGCCUGCGGGGGGUCAAGGUGUACUCGCUGGAAAACGGAGGCAUCAUCGCCUACAAGGGACUUCCUUCCAGCACUUGGCAGGAGGGACCGGAGGAGGAGGAGGAGGGGGAGAGGACUGCCUUCAUCAGAGACCAGAGCGCUCUUUGAUGAGCCUGCGGCCCCCGGCACAGCAGGGGAGAGGCCGUGGGGCCCCAUCUCUGUGCCCAUUCACUCCCUCUCCCCGCCGUGUCCCGGAGAGGAGUUGAGCCCUGGUGUCUGUAGGCGGAUGCUGCUGGAGCUGUCACUCAAUCGCCUGGUUCUGGUUUUAACUCACCAAAGUGUUUUUAGAUUGGACCAGUUUGUCUGUCCCCCUUCUGGUGGGAGAGACGUGUGGGCAAGGGACCCUCUCCUUUCCUCAGGAGGGGAAGGUGGAGAGGAGCCAUGCUGGGAGUGGGAGGAAAGGCUUCUCUCAGCAAGGCCUGAGGGUUUGUGGCAUCCCCCUGUCCCUUGCCCUCCCCCCCCCGUGUGUCUUUUGUAGGCAUGUGCUCCAGACGUGGCUGCCCCCUUCUCUGCCAGCAAUAACGGGCUGGAGCUUGUUCUCUCCGGCCUCCACAGCCGCUGCUCUUGGCAUCCUCCUCGCGUGUCCUUGUUCCUGGUUCUGCUGCCCCGGGACAGGGGGCAGAUGAGUGGGUUCCUCUCUGGAUGUGGGGCUUGGAGGAAUGAUGCUGCGUGCCCAUUCAGCACACCUGGAGAAGAUCUGGCCUCUCUACCCUUGGCCAGUGGGUGUGGUUGCCUGUCUGUCCACUGAGCCAUACUUGGCACCUCCCUGGCUCUGCCCAAAGUCACUGGAGCUUCCAUCUUUCCUCAUGUGCCUUGUAGCCCCGCCUCCUCUUUGAUGACAAUCUUGCUGGACCUGGGCUUAUGCUGCUGUCUGCCCUGGACUUGUCCUGCUGCUGGCCCUGGUGAGCUGCCUGGCCAAGGUGCUGCGGCUGUGGGGGGCAGAACGGGGGCUGCCCAGGACUCUUUUUCUAUAACUUUUUGGUGCACAAAAAUUUCUUGUAAUUUAAAACAAGGCCAGAUGUUUUUUUUAAUUUAAUGGAUGUGGAUAUAACGCUAGAGAGAUUAAAGUUUAUUAAAUGGUGGAACUAUGCAAAUCA
Eublepharis macularius is the source of this 3688-nucleotide messenger RNA. RefSeq names its product furin, paired basic amino acid cleaving enzyme (gene FURIN). The transcript has 16 exons. Lineage: Eukaryota; Metazoa; Chordata; Lepidosauria; Squamata; Eublepharidae. The record is from RefSeq and is a predicted model, not a curated record. Gene Ontology annotation, molecular function: serine-type endopeptidase activity. Gene Ontology annotation, cellular component: Golgi membrane; trans-Golgi network. Bases 357 to 2699 code for a protein of 780 amino acids. Gene Ontology annotation, biological process: peptide hormone processing.